Molecule: messenger RNA, 3538 nt
Organism: Aptenodytes forsteri (emperor penguin)
Lineage: Eukaryota; Metazoa; Chordata; Aves; Sphenisciformes; Spheniscidae
Gene: DESI1
Product: desumoylating isopeptidase 1
Exons: 6
Coding region: 1-504 (167 amino acids)
Biological process (GO): protein modification by small protein removal
Molecular function (GO): peptidase activity
Source: RefSeq, a predicted model, not a curated record
AUGCGUGGGAACGAAGUGGGGUUUAGCUGCAGCAUCCCUGUCUCCGUGGUCAGCGGGACGAGCUUUGUCAGUACGGCAGCUCCAGGGAAACAGCUGGAUGGCAUCUGGCACACCUCCAUAAUAGUCCAUAAGGAUGAGUUCUUCUAUGGCAGUGGAGGAAUAUCCAGCUGUGCACCUGGAGGGACACUUCUUGGCCCCCCUGACUCAGUUGUUGACCUGGGGAACACUGAAGUCACAGAAGAAAUUUUUCUGGAAUAUCUUUCCUCUUUGGGGGAAUCUAUGUUCCGAGGAGAGUCUUAUAACCUCUUUGAACAUAACUGCAACACCUUCAGUAAUGAAGUGGCACAGUUCCUGACAGGAAGAAAAAUCCCUUCCUACAUCACUGACCUUCCAGCUGAAGUUCUUGCCACACCUUUUGGACAAGCUUUAAGGCCCCUCCUGGACUCCAUCCAGAUCCAGCCACCCGGAGGAAAUACCUUCAGCAGACAUAAUGGACAGAGCUAACAGGAGUGACCCAGUGUGCCCAGCCUCACCAGGCCUCUUCCUUUUUAAACAUGAAUCUACCAGAUUUCUAUUUUAUAAUUUCCCAUCAGAAUUAACUCUACAGCAGUUACAAGACAAGUUUUAAAAUUUCCUAGGGAGAGGAUUUAUCAGGGUGCAUGUAAGACAGUGCUACCAAAAAGAUUGCCAUAAUUUCUAAUAGUAUUAUACUAAUUUAUAAAGGCUGUCUUGUCUGAGUAGGCUGACACUUUCUAAGUAACUCCCGUGCUGGUAAGUGGGAAUUCAUUCCGUGAGCAUUCAAGGGCCCGUUACACAAUUUGGAGUAAAUAAGGAGAUGUCCUAGCCGUCCCUUGCAGGCUUGCAUCUCUUUCUCCUGUCACUGUCUAUAUUACGGGGGUAUUUGCUGAAGUCUGUAGCAAAAAGACAAAGAAAGUAUUGGUAGCCUAGGAGGUGAAGGUGUCCCAGGAUUAGUCUUCUGCAUAUUUCAUUGACAUUAUGUUGUUUGCUCAGGGGAAAAGCGGAACUCGUCUGAUUAGAAUAUUUGCAGUGGCACAGCUGUGUGGGAACUGAACUGUGUGUCGGUGUCACACUCAAAAGUUGAAACUUUCAAUGGGACUAGCUGCGUGUGGGAGGGAGGCUGGAACUGAAGGUUACCAAGAGCCUCGUAAUGCUAGAUCCAAGAGUUAUGGGAAAGAACCAGCCGAAGGAACAGAAUCUCAUGAGCGGAAGAUGUGGAAACAAAUUUCAGGUGAAAGUAAAAUGAAGUGAAAUGUUUCCUUUUCUCGCAUGUAAGCUUAUCAGCAGAUAGACAGAACCUUGUUAACUAUUUACCUUUGCGUAAGAGCUGUGGUUUUUUUCUUACCAAACCAGAGUUACAGUACAGUAAGGCAGGAAUAGCAUGGCAACUGCACGAUAAUAUAAGGUGGACCAAUUCUGCCUUCAAUAUCUAGUUGCAGACACAGUAGGAGUUCCAACUUUCUUUGAUAUUGCUAUCCUUUCCAAAGCAGUCAAGCACAUCAGAGAGGGCUCUGCUUAUAGGUGGUAGGUCUCCCCAAAUGUAAAGAAAACGAGGAAGAGUAAAAUUAAGCUUUUCUGUGGAACAAUUGAGUUUAUUGGGAUACAUGCAGAAGCAGUCCUGUCCUUAGAUUGACAUUACAUUGUAUCAAUACUGCAUCUUCUAGUUUAAGAUUCUUAUAGCUUUGCAAUUAUUUGCAGUGGAAAAAGAUCAGGGGAAUGAAAGAAUAGGCACACUGAUUUCUUUUCAUGCAUGUAUAUACACUAUUUUCCUGAACAAUUUGUAGCAGUUACAUUUAGGAAGGAGCAAAAGAAAGACAUCGGACAAACCUGAAAAUAUUGCUGACGCUCCAUAAAUGGGCAUUGCACAUCCCAGAUGCUGCUGAAAAAGCAUCUAUGAAAAUGUAUAGCCCUUUGUCCAGUGCUUUGUUGUGAAAAGUAUUGCUGCAAGUUCAGUCCUGCAUCUCAAACUUCCUGCACUGGAAACUUCUGCAUACCUAAAGGAGAUGUCUCUCCUCUGCUGGGCUCUUUCUCCCAGAAUAAUACAGUUUGAUAAGUUUCUCAUGCUGUUACUCAGUGUGGACUAUAAUGGUUCAUAUUUUUGAGGGGAUGGAAUGGAGGAAAACUGCAGUUUAGUCACUCUGUCAAACACCCUCUUGCCCUGCACCUUGCACUACACAGUGGAAAUAGGGUACUGUCGGUCCAUUCUGCAGUUCUGUGUGUACCUGCUCUCAGUGCACAGCAGUGGCCCUUGCAGCCCAGAUUUUUUUGCCUUGGCAUUAUCUGCUUGUGCCAUCAGCUUCUCCUUAAGCAUUUCAUUUGAUGGACUGGACUUGGAGACAACUGUAGCAGUUAGUACAGAUUGGUUUAUACAAAAGCUUUCAAUCUUUCCCCAUCAAAAUGUCCUGUUUGCAGAAAGCAUUCUAUAAUAAAUCGUUUAUGAAUGCUUUUUGGUGCUUCUGGAGGAAGGAUUGGUAAGUGUUUGUUUUCUGCUAAGCCGUAGCUUAGUUUUCCUGUUUAGUAUGUAUAGCCUCUCCAGGCUUUUCCCGUACCUAUUCUGUGAAGUGUAACCAGCCUCUCAUCUUAAUACACGUGACUGUGCCACAAAAUGCUGUAGCAUGUUAGAGAUCUUGGAGCUUUCUCAGUUGAACAGGUAUACUCGAGCUGAUACAGUCCAGCCCAGCAUCUAGGUAUGCUAGUUUGGUACCUGCAAGCAGCACAGCUGUGGUUGCUUGUCUUUCAGCAAACUAUCACUUCAGGCGCAGCUGCCUGCGGUGGAAGCACUGGUGCCACGGUUUCUGCCCCACACUCUUGCACAAUGAGGAUAUCCCUUGUAUGUCCACCACUUUGGAGGUCCUGAGCCUGGUUUCUGCUUGGCUGCCUACUUCAGGACUUUUUACAUCCUCUGAGGAGGCAGGAAAGAAAAGGAAGAUGUUCAUCCCAUAUGUUUUGCAGUCUGCCUUUUCCCCUCCUGAGCAGCCCCUUUGCAGAGAUAGUGCUGCUACUUUAAGGUCACCGGGUAAAAUUUCACUUGGCCAUGUACUGUUUGCAAUAGCCAAGGAGCUCCUGGAGGGUCUCCUGGGCUCGGGACCUACUCUGUGUUUCGUGGCAAAAGAACUGUAGGAGGGAAUCCUGUUUGCUUGGUCUUACUGGGUAAUGAGACCCCUGUACCCUGUAGGCCUCUUAGGAAACCCAUUUUCUCCGAAGACGGUUAUGUGUAAAUUGCAGGACUGUGCCCCCAACAUUCCACCCAGCCAUACCUACUCAUAGGAAUACAAACUAGACUGAGAAGUGUAUGUAAGUGUAUAUAGGUGACGAACUUCAGCCAGCUGAUUGACAAAGGGGCGGGGAAACUGAACUCCUGACGGGGAACAGAACCCUUUUGCCCACACUUACUAUUCUGUCUUGUAUUGCUGGGGUUCCCCCGUGCCAUUUUAAAAAUGUUAAUAAUGUCUUUAGGCAGAAAGUGACGUUUUGAUUUAUUUGUGGGGUUUUUUUCUAUCACAAUAAAAAGAAAUCCAGC